Molecule: messenger RNA, 6266 nt
Organism: Tetranychus urticae (two-spotted spider mite)
Lineage: Eukaryota; Metazoa; Arthropoda; Arachnida; Trombidiformes; Tetranychidae
Source: RefSeq, a predicted model, not a curated record
AACAGGACGGUUGCAAAAAAUAAGCUCUUCAAACUUUUCUCUCAAACUACUCUUAUAACCAUAUUAUUCUACUAUUCUUAUUACUCUCAUCUAUUUUUAUGCUUUUGUGUCUUCCUCAUUUAAUAUAAACCAAAUUAAAUUUAGUUCAUACUAAACCAUUCGCUGUUUUUACUCAGAUCUGAACUACCAAAAACCCUACAAUGGCUGCUACAAACAUUAACAUUCUGAAAAAUCUAAAUGUCCCGGACAAGGAUAAAUUCUCUGCUGUACUUACAUUUGUGAAAUCAUUCGGUGAAGUGGACGCUUCCAAUAAAAGUUCUAUACUUACCAGAAUCAGAGGAAUUCCACUCUUAGACACCUUAGAUCGUAUGCUCACGGAUGAACAAUGGCUAGAUGAAACAUCGGGAGAAGACAUUGGUACCUGCUCAAGAUUUCUACACGAUAUUAAAACUUAUCUAAUCGAGGAAGAAAACAUUUUGCUUGAUCGUCCUGGCACAUCUAUGGAUGGGAUGUCCAAUAAUCAACAAAGACGCAAUACAUGCCAGCAAUAUGCCAAAAUGACGGUUCCAAAUACCUGGAUAAAUGUGGAAAACAUACAAAUCUGGCCAUUAAUCAUACUCAAAACAUCGGCUCCGAUAAAAAGACCUCUUAACAAGACGAAACCACAAGCAAUGCGAAGUAUAGUGGAAAAAAUAUUAGAAGACACAGCUGUUGACGCCGGCGGUAUCAUCGAAAUAGAAGAAGGCCAUUCCAGCAUAAAGAUUAAAUGCGACAGUAUUGCCAGUAGAACAAGGAUCUUACGUUUCCUAACACCAAAACUACCUAGAUGGACUCUGACCAUACCCCCAUUAAGAGAUCCACUAAUCAUGAUUAAAAAUGUUUCAAUUGAUCCAUCAAAAGAACUGGCUCUGAACAAUUGGCUUGCCAAACUUAUAGCCAGAAACGGAUGGCAAAAUCCGGACAACAAGAUACGCAUCACUUACUGGUUCAAAAAACCAAAUGGAAUAGACCUACUCCUAUCUAUACCUCCGGUUAUAAGAGAAAAAAUUGAACGCAGAAAUGGAUCAAUUAAUCUUGGAUAUCGCCUAGCCCAAGCAAUAGAUUAUUUUGACAUCAAAUUUUGCACUACAUGUUGCUCGUAUGGCCACUCAACAACUAAAUGUGCUCUCAUCUCAAAAUGCGGAUAUUGUUCAGAAGUUCAUGGUAAAACCUGUCCUGUUAAAAACGAUCCAACUCGUCACCGCUGUCCAAACUGCUUCAAACAAGGAGAAAAUGCAUUCGAUAAAAAAUGCCAAGUCUACCAAACCAAAUUACGCCAUGAAAUGGAAAAAACGAACUUUAAUUACAAAUUCAUCAUGGCCUGAUACUUUACAAAUUAUAACCUACUCUUCUCUAAAAACAACUGAAAAUCUUUUUACUUCACAUAAUAAUGAUAACUACUCUCAUCUAUCCGAAAAUACAGAAAACUUUACAACUUACUAAUCUUUUUCUCUGCCUUUCAGCCUUCUUAACUUACUGAAAUUUCCGUCUUAAUCUGUUACCAAAAAUUUUUUUUCCAAAGACUUAAGAACUUAAAACUCGUAAAACCUUUGUGCUCAAAGGCUAUUUGACUCCUAACUUAAUUACAAACUAACUUUAAAGUGUGAACUUUUUUUGAAACUUUUUUGUUUACACAGCCGAACUCUUUUCUUCAUAACCAAUUAAAAUAAAGAUCCUAUUUCAAAAAUAAUCUUACUCUCACUACUAUCGCUAAUUGGAUUAAAAAUUAACUCCUGAAAUAACCGUGAGACCACUUUCCAACUCACUGGGGUUGAAAACUAAAAAUUUACCAAAUAGACUUCUACUCAUCUCUCACACUAACAUGAAACAUCAGAAGUAUCACAAGAUCAACCACUCAUUAGUAAUUUGAACUUCCAACAAGCCCCAUCUCAUUUCCAAACUACCCUGAAAAAGUGAAUAUGCUAUCCAGUCGAUUCCAAGAAAACACCCACUCAAAAAUUUUACGUGAACUCCAAUCAAACAGACUGAACUGGUAUCCCAUCAAAGGUGUCAAACCAUUAUAUUACAUCAUUCUUAAACUUCGUGUCACAGCUAACCCUUUCAUAGACAAUAACGAAAUCUCCAACCGUGUUCAACUCAUCACUAAUCUCAUUGACCGUCCUCUUCGAAAAAUCAGAGAGAUUAAACGAAGAGGUUUUACAAUAACUUUUUACUUCAAUACGGAACAAUUUCAACUAGAAUUCCUUGAAGCCAUACGGGAAAAUCAAACAGUGGAAAUCAAAAAAGUAUUCAAACCUGUCAACCCACUAAUCAAGAUCAGUGUACCGAGAACCAUUAACGAUUAUACCAAGGAGGACCUAACCACCCUGAUCACAUCACAGAACAAUUGGACUGCCGACACCAACACAAAAGUACUCCAUAUACGAAAUCAAGAAAAUCGUAAAACAAUACUAAUAGUCCAACUGAGUCCUGAAAAUCGCAUCAAAUUAUCUGACGCUGACUUCUACGUAAACUUAUUUCUACACUCAUCUCAAGCCUGUGAUCUUCUACUAAGCAUCAUCUGUGAGAAUUGCUGGCAAUUCGGCCACUUUUAUAAUAAUUGUAACAAUCAAACUAAAUGCAAAAACUGCUCUGGUCACCACGACCACCGUAUUUGUGAGGAACAAAACAUACAAAUAACGUGUGCCUCCUGUUCAUCAAACAACUCUAACCACCAAACCGCAACCUGGGACUGUCCCAAACUCGAACGAUAUGUCAGAAGAGUCACGGCAAGAAUCAACCUCGGUACAGAAUGGCUUAACCUGUCCCCAGACUUCCCUCUGGACUUUGGAGUUCUUCCACCUCAACACCCACAAGUCGAUAGACAAGACUAGAUUCAUGAUCUCGGAAACUCUAAAGGCAAAACAACGUGUGAGUUCAAUUGUUGAAGCGAGCCGAUACUCAUCCCUUACCUUUAUUGAAUCACCAAAUAUCAUUGUCAAUGAUCAAAGCAUUCUAGUUGUCUCAUCGGACCUCAAAAUUGUCGCCUACGACACCUCAAAUCCCAACCUAAUUGUUGCCCUCAUAUCCAAAGGCAAAAAAGCAAUGAUUAUAUGCUGUGUUUAUCUCAAUCCCAAUAAUGUUAAAAAACUUAUGCAAGUAUUACUUAACACAUUAUCAAAAUACAAGCAUCUUCCAUUCAUCUGUGCUGGAGAUGUUAACUGCGAACAUCCACUUUGGUCUGUCAAACGACACACCACUCCGUCAUCCAAACUACUAGCUGAAUUCAUAAUUAACAACUCACUAACCAUCUUCAAUAAACCGGCAGAUGACUCUAAUUUUACAUUUAAAAGAGGAGAUUGUGUUUCUUGGCUGGACUUGAUUUUUGGGAACGUAGACUACUGGGGAUUUGAUCUCUCGGAUGAACCCAUCUCUGACCACAAAAUGUUAAAAGUAUCAGUAAAACUCUCAGACAUCUUCUCCCAGAUCCUUAUCAAUAAUCACGCAUACAGAAAGCGUUCUCUAGAUAAAAAUCUUACAUGGAAAAUAGUAGAAAACUUCACCACAAACUAUGAGAUAGACAAAACAUUCGAUAGCCUACUUCAACUAAACAAGCAGAGUAAAAGAAUUAACCUUAACUCACACACAAACAACAGCAGAAUCAGAAAACUUAGAAAACGUAUAAAGAGCUUAAACAGAAACAAUAAACAAAAUUUCUCCCCUGAAAUUAAUGAGAUGAUAAAAGAUAUGAAAAGUAGGGAACAGGAACUCAGAAAAAUCUCAAAGAGAAACUUCAUCAGUUACAUUGCUCAGAAUCCGGGAGAUCAGAAACUCAUUUGGUCUGCAAUGAACAAAAUACUGAAACCUACAAACACCCUUACUCCUCUACUCGCCCCAAACUCCUCAAAGAUCGAGACGCUCAGACCCUUUGCCUUCAAAAAACCACAACAUACUUACACUUCGAGUAUUGAGAGCAACUACCUAACAGAAGAAGAAAUCAACAAAAUUGAAAACCUAAGAUUCAACAAACAAUCUGGUUUUGCUGAUAAUUUCACCCUCAGAGAUUGGCAACGCCUCUGGGAACUCCAUAAAGACAAAAUCAUUGAGAUGAUCAAAAAGACAUUCGAACUGGGCUACAUCCCUCAGUCAAUUAAGAUUUAUGGCGCUCAUUUGAUACCCAAACCAAAUGGCAAAUUCAGAGUAAUCCGUAUUUCCAAUUUCUUACUCAGGAUUUAUGACACUAUCAUAGUUGAUAGAAUCAAAGCAGUUCUUGACAAAGUUAUAAUAAAGCGAACUCAAUUCGCUUACCAAAAAGAUCUCUCAAUCUUCGACCUUCACAUCAUACUCUCGGAAUCAUGGGACACCUCAAAAACCAUCAUAUGCACUGACAUCAACCAAGCCUUCGACAAAGUUAAAGUAGAAUGUGCCCUCGAUGAGCUAAGAAAACAUCUCUCCAACUCCGACAUACAACUCAUCAGACAAUUUACUUAUGGACGUUGGCUCAAAACAAGAAUUGAAAAUGACUUCAAAUAUAAGCCUGACCCUGAUGGAGUCCCACAAGGCUCCAAAUCAGGACCGCUAUUGUUCAUCUGCGCCCUCAACAAAAUUAUCAGAAACGUCAAACAGAAAAAUCUCCAAAUUCUCGCAUAUGCCGACGACUUGUUUAUUUUAACAAAAAACAAUGAAACUGAAAGAGCCAUUAGAUUUGUGGAAGCUGAAUUAACAAAAGCGAACCUUACACUCAAUCGUGAGAAAACUAAGUUUUACUCUGAAAAAGAGAUGAAAGGCGAACCAUUCAAAAUAGUGGGAAUAUACUACAACCUAAAACCCUCAAUUGACAAUAUCGAUACGGAGAUAGAAAAUAACAUCAGAAUAAUCAACAUGAACCGACAAACGCUCACCAAACUUCCUACCAACAUUUAUAUCAAAAUCAUAAACGCAUACAUCUCCUCACUACUCAACACAUUACCACCCGCUUUUUUCCUAGAAUGUCAACAGUAUGAAGACAUAAUAAUAAAACUCUACCUGAGAGUCCAAUCGUGCCUAAAAGACAUCACCUGCUGCCCUAACCGCUUAUCAUACUGGACUCCUAGACUUAUUUACCACUUCGUAGACCCUGUUCAAAUAUGGCUAGACCAAGUCAUCACAGCCAUACUUAGAACCUCAUACAGAUUCGACCGAUGGCCAAUACUCAAGAUGUUUCAACCUCUCCCACUUUUUCCCAAAAAACCGUGCAUGGACUAUUUCUAUAAACAUAGAGUUUCAAGACCUGAACUACCACAAGUCGGUUAUAAGCUGAAAGACGACCUCAUACAAAUUAUACACCACAAAGGCUCUUCAUAUUACAAGAUCCAAAACCCAGAAAAUGUAGUAUCCAACCAUCUCCUAGCCAUAUACAUACUAAUGACCCUCACCAAAAACAAACCAUCUACAUACGUGGUACCAGACGCUCUCGUAAAAUACAAAAACUCGCAAACCGCUGAUCACGUAGCGUCCAUACUAAACAAGAAUGAAACCAAGAUGCUGUGGCUAAGCUGCUCAGAUACCAAAAACAUUUCCAAACCUAAACCCUCAGAUAAAAUAACAACUGUUAAACAAAACAUAGUUACCCGUACAGAUUUCAAAAACAAAUUCAAACAAACCCUGGAACAAUUCGCAAAAAAUAUGUACCUGACCAGCAACUCUCACACUCUAAAUUUUUUCAACUUUGAAAACCAAGUACAACACCGUGGAAGAAUCGGAGACCACUUUAUACGAAAAGUACUACUCCUCAUAAAUGACUUCUUGAUUAAAUGCUCACGCCGAGCUUUCUCAAAAGAUAAAGACAAAAACUCAACCCACUACCUGACCGAAUGUGGAUCCACAAGACACGUAUGGGAAAACCUACACUUUGGCUGGACCUUUGACGGUAACAGAAAGCGUGACGAGGAACGGAUUCGUGCCUUAGCAGAAAUCAUAACAAUACUGGAAAUGAAACUUACAAAAAACAAAAACAACACAGACAAACCUUGAAAUUACACUUCCCCUCUCACCCAAAUAUCUAAACAAUAACAAAUUUUCCUUAAAGAAAACACACACCCACACCAAAUAACAAUUCCUUUCAAAUUUACCCAUUGCCAAAACAAAAAACAAAAAUAAAACACCUGUAAAACAAAAGAAACAUAUGUAAACCACAAAAAACCAAGAAAAAACAAACCUCAGAGAAAAGUUCAUACCAAAAAACCAUUAACCCAAGCUGGGUCCUGCACUCAGAUAGUCUAUAAAAGACUAACUACAGCCAGUAAACU